AUUCUUGAAAAUAUGAAGGAGCAUGAGAAGAAGCCAAUUAUUAGUGAAGUUAUUCCAGAAUAUGAUAUUGCUAUUGUUGGAGGAGGCAUGGUUGGCAUGUCUUUAGCUUGUUUCUUAGCUAGCAUGCCAAUGACAAAGCAGUUGAGUGUGGCAAUUAUUGACAGCAAUCCAGCUCUGGCUAGUGGCUUAAUCAUCCAAAGAGAAGACCCUCCUGAUCCUAGAGUCAGUACAGUGACUCCUGCUUCUAUAUCAUUUCUCCAAGGUAUCCAGUUUUUAAGGUUUGUUUUUUUUACUAUCGUUGUGGGGUUAAUUUCAAAUUCUCUCUUCUUUUGCAAUUUUUCUAAAUGGUUAACCCAGUUCACACACAUGGUCAAUAAAUUGUUGGAUUUGGUUAAUAGCAUGUAUAUUAAGUGUUGCAACUCAUUGAUCAUCUACUGA
Messenger RNA from Vicia villosa (hairy vetch), 438 nucleotides. RefSeq lists its product as uncharacterized. Bases 13 to 438 code for a protein of 141 amino acids. The transcript has 2 exons. Gene Ontology annotation, cellular component: mitochondrion. Gene Ontology annotation, molecular function: oxidoreductase activity. Gene Ontology annotation, biological process: carotene biosynthetic process; ubiquinone biosynthetic process; xanthophyll biosynthetic process. NCBI's taxonomy places the organism in Eukaryota, Viridiplantae, Streptophyta, Magnoliopsida, Fabales, Fabaceae. The record is from RefSeq and is a predicted model, not a curated record.